GCUUUGUUCCGCAGACUCUGCUUGACAUCGACCUUCGAGUCCGGCGACGAGCGCUACUAGACCUGCCAGUUCGCCACUAUACUGAGAACGUGCAAGUACCUGCAUGCGUCUGAUGGCAGCUUGGGAGAUCUACUAAAAAGCAACAAUUGUACAUGCCUCAAAGUGUCCGUAGAGUACUUGCCUGACGUUAGGCCUAGCGAAGAAACAAUGCAACAUCAAGAGGAAGCAAAAAAAGAAGAGGAGGGAGGGGGCGACGGAGAAGAUGAAACAAUGCAACAUCAAGAGGAAGCGGAAAAAAAAGAGGAGGGAGGGGGCGACGGGGAAGAUGAAACAAUGCAACAUCAAGAGGAAGCGGAAAAAGAAGAGGAGGGAGGGGGCGACGGAGAAGAUAUAGCACCGCCCGGCCUUCCCGAGUUUUUGCGUCGUUACGUGGAGAUUGGCAAGUUCGUGCCCUUGCCAUUGAGUGACGACGUUCGCCUAGGAGAAUCGGAAACAUUACUCGUUCGCUUAGGAGAAUCGAAAACAUUACUCGUUCGCUUAGGAGAAUCGGAAACAUUACUCGAAGCGCCAUCAAGGGUGACGCCUUUGCUCAUAAAAAAACGGGACCAGUUCUUCGACGAAGUUGGUGGGGCUGCACGUGAGCCAAAACCAGAAAAGACUCUUUUGGGGAAUGAGGGCGAAUCUGUGCGCGAAUUUUUUCGGAGCACAGCGGGUGAGUUCCUAAUUGGUAUUGGUUUAAGCCGGGCUCACGAACAAGUCAACCGGGAUUUAUUACGAGCCAAGGAACAUGAGAUGAAAAAAACAAGUAUCCAAACGGUGGAGCUUAUGCAAGAACAGCAUAAGCUUACUAAAGCUCUCCAGCAGGCAAAGAUGGCUAAUAAACCAUUCAAGUUCAAGAUGAGAUCUUGCAGACAGUGCGACUUUAAAACUGAAUCGAUUCUUGUCCUGGAAGGCCACCUGCUGAAGCCACACAUUACAUCACGGCGUGAAAUUCAGUGCUGUUUCUGCAAGUACACAACACGCGAUGCCAAGGCCAUAGUAUUCCACAUGGAAACUGUCCACAAGAAACUGCCAACCAUGGAGUGCCCACCUCAGUUCUACGAGUGCCCCUUUUGUUCUUUUGAGACUAAUGUGAAAGCUAAAGCAAAUUCUCACAUCAACCGUUGCCAGAAAGACUUCAACAACAACACAAAUCAGGUACCAUCAUGUGACUUUCAGCUUCCAGGAGUGACAGCCAAGCCAAUUACUAUAGAAGACAUGAAAACAUACAAAAAGAAAACGGCAUCACACACUGGUGCUGCGACUAAAGGCAACCCAAACCGCGCUCACAUUUCACUGCUGCAAAAAGGAGCACCUGCAGCCCUUAGUGGAGCAGUCGCAUCACUCCACCACCAAAAGUUUCUUUUUUCUGCAUCACAGAAUCUGAACCACGGACGCGGACGUCCCAAGUUUCAGCAAACUCCUGCAUCGAACAGAAUUCACCAAGUUGUUGGUAGCAGUACAGAAGUGACUUCACUGCUGAACGGAAGCCCACAGUCAAAUCUGGCCCUUGCUCGCCCAGUAAAGCCUGCCAGCGACAGUGGUGGAAAACGGAGUGUCCAUGCUGUAGCUCCAAAGCGACCCUCGCCGGGCCAACGACCGCAAAUGUCUGGAAUCAUGGAGUCCAGCAAAUCGGUUGCCGGAGCCUUCGUCGUCUGCGAGCUCUGUGACGGGUACAUGAAAGACUUGGAGAGUCUGGGUGCGCACAUGAAUCGGGUUCACAGGGUCAAGAUCCACGCCAAGCUGCUCACCUCCCGGCCACCGCUCAACUGUCAGAAGUGCCAGUGGCGCUUUUUCACAGACCAAGGGCUGGAGCGCCACCUGCUUGGUGCUCAUGGUCUUGUCACGUCCAACAUGCAGGAACUGACCAACUCUAAUGAAGACGGCGGUCGGUGCACUGUGUGUGGCCGUUUCUUUGCUGCCAAGCUAGUCGCCCACAUGAGUCAGGUACACCGUGUGGUAUUGAAACCAGCUCAUCUGAGCUACAAGUGUACAGUGUGCACGGAGACGUUCAACCUUUACCGCCUCUUCGAACGUCACGUAUACACAGUGCACGGGGUAGGGUUGAAGCGUCCUGCUUCUGGCUCGUUGGACGACAAACCCGCAAAGCAGCCUGUUACUGCCAAGCGUGUGUCUGACCAUACAACUACCAAAACGAAGCAAGAGUCCGAGGGAAGCAACGACAUUCCAUCAAAACCUGCACCCGAGUCCCCCACUUCAGGGAGUAGCGACACAGAGGAGGAAUACUCUGAGAAGGUGGCCGUUGCUCCCGCGGAGCCGCCCGAUUCUCAAAUGGGUGCCCGAUGUACGACUUGUGAGGAGAAUGUGGAAGAUCUGAGGGAACACGUAGAAGAAAAGCCCAUGCGAGGCUGCAAAAUUCGCUUGUGUCACAUUGAAAAGUGUGACCACUGCCUGCGUUCCUUCAAUGGCAUGAUCGUGAUGAACACAUUGGACUCUGGUGAUGAGGACAGCUCGGAGGAAGAGGAGGAUAAUACUGGCCCCGCAGAUGCAGAUGGGCCUCCCGGUGCAAAGGAUGCCGAUUUCCUCGAAGCGAAAAACCCGGAAGUGGAUGACCAGCAGGGUGAGGCUAAGUGACGUAGCCCACAGUUAUUACAAGGGAAGUGCAACAAUAUCUGGGGAACAGUUUGGUCUAUCACUUUUGAGCUCUGUACCUUCUGGUGCAGCUGUAGAGCUUGCCAUGGUGAACUGCUACUCAAAAGUUUUGCGAUAAUGUUCCCUUGGGUUGUUGUCAACUAUUUCAAGUUGGCAAUACAUGGAAUUUUUUGCACGUUUGGUCUUUGUUCAGUUUCGAUACUGGUUGUAGGCCAGCGAUUGUGCCCUUUUUCAUAUUAGCAAAACAUUUUACCCAGCUAUAGAUGGCGUGGUCAUUUCUGCAAACUGCAUACUCCGAGUAGUUCACUUGUGCUUUUGUGUUGUAAAUGUGGACUUACUCUAUCAAAAUGAAAAUUCCAGAAGAUCUCACUCAUUGUGUGAAUUGUACAAAGCCGGUCAAGCUGCAUUUUCUGGCUUUGAGCCUAGUCUUAAGAGAUAGAUUGACAUCUGCUUAAUUCGAGUAGUGUGCACAGUGUAGAACUAGCAAGCACAUCUGCACUGGUGCAUAAAGGGUCCAAUGUAACACCAAGCUCACAUUACAUGACAGGCAUCAUUCUCAUCAAAACAAAGUGCCUGUUAGGAGGGAUUGUUGGAGUGUCUAUGCAAGGAUGAACAUUGCUAGACUAGAUCUCGCUGUGCAGUAGGAGUAUAUAUGUGAGGUUUAUUACAUUGUGGUAAGAGGGCUAGGCAAUACCAAAACCACUCUUCUCAUAGGACAUUGCCACAAUUGAUAGGCAGUCAUUAAUCAAUACAUUUGUUCAUGAUAUGUGCCAUGUGAUUGUUAUCUAGGGUCAUUUCAACUAGAUUUUCACUGCUUGUUAUGGUUGUAGUUAUUAUUGUAGCACAAGGUCUUUGUCUUUUUUUUUAUUUAUCUCACAAAAAUUGUGGCAUUUCCAUUAUGUAUUCUUACAGUACCUGGGUUGGUAUAGACUGUAAGCCACCUGUGGUUCAUAUGAUAGACAUGCCUACGUACUACAUGGUCAUGUGUCACAUGUGACUAGGAGAAAGUUUCAUGAUACGUACAGUGGUGCUCGGUGCAAGUUGCAACAUGGUGGCCAUGCUUGAAGGAACUUCUUGCCUACACUGACACGAGCUAAUAUAAGAUAGGUUUUGCACAUGCUGCAGUCAAAAUGGUGCUUAUGUCACCAAUCGUUUAGUAUGGAGGCACCAUUGUGCAGUGUUAGCUCUGCUUUCAGCGUUGAAACUCGUAUGGAGCGCAACUUUACAUGGCAGGCAUGUCACAUUCAUGUUGCGACCUGUGAAUCAUGUUCAUUGUACAUGCAUACUCGUAUGCCAAUUUUGAUGCAUACCUAAUUAACGAGACUGCCUCCAAAGUGCCCAGACGCAGGUGAAAAAAAAAUAAAUGAAAGCAUUCAACGUGACUCAUGUUUCUGAAGAAACGCCUUGCAUUUAAAAACAAGCCCCAGUAUUUGCAAAUACAACUUCGUAAUAUGCUAGCUACCAUUAUUAGAGUAAGCAUGCUUAAAUUAUGAAAAGGGCCUAAUUGCACUGGAAGAAACUGAACGAAGAUCAAAUACGUGCAACCUCAAAUGUGCUCAAUUUCAUCACACCAGAACGAAGUUGUAAUCAUACAGAACAGGAGCCCAUGAUGAGAGAGUGGCCUUCCCAUCUUGCUACUUGAUGCGUAAAGUGUAAUUCUGCUACACAUUGUGAAAUACUUGAGGCUUCAGUGCUGCAAAAAAGUGGACAUCACAACCGUGCAUGUCUUCUUUAACCUCCUCUUCUAUCUCCAUUCUUGAUCUUCUCCUUCUCUGAUGGCUCAUACCCAAUGCAAGGGAUUGGCCGAGUAGCAGCCGAAUUUGUGCACUUUCUUCUGUAUACUGCUAAUUUAAGCUAGAAUUAACUAAUACAUCAAAUUUAAAUAGAAAUUGUUAUUGAUGAUAUAUUUGAAGGAUGAAUUCUUGUGAUAGCUGUCUAAUGAUUCUUUUUCUUUUGUGCACUAUAUGCAUGCGUACGCUUGUGAAUGUGAAAAUCAUGAAGUUAUCCAGAGUGCAGCACACUAGGAUUAUUGGCACGUGUUCGUAAUGUUGAGAAACUCUCUUGUUUGUUUUUUGUUUGUAAAAAGACACUUUACCAAUGUAAACAUUGGGAAUACACAUUUUGUAAUGUUUUCUCGCAAUGCUACACCCAGAGUCGCUGACUUACUGUGACGUCGUGACACGGAAUCUACCAAUGUCUUGUAGCAAGUUUUGAGUAUGGCAGCGCCGUGCAAAACGUAGGGCAUUAUGCUUGUGUUGACAGCACAGGCAGCAAUCUUAAUGAUCUGAGCAGACCAGUGUUAACAAAGUCUCUUGAUCCUGCUCUCUUCCUAUCUCGCACGACAGACUAUCAUCUAGACUUUAGCAACUAACUAUCGCUACAUUAUUUAUCAAGCUCCGAUUUGCUCUUGGCAUGUUCCCUUGGGUUCACAGGGUUCAAAGCUUGAGCUCAUACAAAAAUAAAGUCCACACCUUCAAGCAUGUGCUACAUCCUGGCUAACAGGACGACAAACCAGCUUCCCAUUUCUUGCAGUAAACUAUCGCUACAUUAUUUAUGGAGUUCUGACUUGCUCUUAAUUCCCUUGGGCAUAUGGGGUUCACAUAUUCAGUCAAUGCAAAAAAAGUAAAUUACUCUUUUAACCAUAUGCUGCAUCCUCGCUGUGAGAUUUCAUCGUAUACGCUUUAAGAUUAGUCGUGAACUUGUACGGUUGUGUAGUAUAUGCAACUACCUAAGCCUCGCGUGCAGCUGUGGCAAUGCUGAUGCAUUUAACUCUUAGAAACUUCAGUGAGCAAUGUGAUACAGAGUAGCCUUCCAUAAAGUACGGUUGUAUAAACUAGUCUCCACAACUUCUAUAUCAGUUGAACUAUGCUACAACACAUUUCAUUUUUUUUCCCUUUGUGGUGAGCACUGCCUUGCAGUAUUUCUCCUAGCUCAUUGUUUGUUCCCUAGCUCAUUUUGCAUCAUGAACCUUGUCCUUUUGCUUGCAUUGUAAAAGCAGUUGGCGUGCAAGCAUGGACACGAGAGAAUAGAACAAUACUAAAGUGUUAUCCCGACCUCUUUUGUGUCUUGCAUGCCAACUACUUUCAUGAAUCUGUACCAACUAGUUCAACUGUCAUUCUCUAGGUUCUCGCAUCUCGUAGUUAAUGCGCAUAUGGUGUUCAUGUUAUUUCAUUCAUGUGUGACUUGUUUGCUUUGUUUCAGUUUAAACUUAUAUAUGUGUCAUUGUAUCUCAUCUAGUCUUUUUACUUGGUUGACUGAGUAACUUGGUACUCUAAUAAAUCCCUAUACUUCUUACACCACACA
Rhipicephalus microplus (southern cattle tick) is the source of this 5955-nucleotide messenger RNA. Its product is annotated as MOG interacting and ectopic P-granules protein 1. The record is from RefSeq and is a predicted model, not a curated record. NCBI's taxonomy places the organism in Eukaryota, Metazoa, Arthropoda, Arachnida, Ixodida, Ixodidae.